Molecule: messenger RNA, 1232 nt
Organism: Juglans microcarpa x Juglans regia
Lineage: Eukaryota; Viridiplantae; Streptophyta; Magnoliopsida; Fagales; Juglandaceae
Product: zinc finger AN1 and C2H2 domain-containing stress-associated protein 11-like
Exons: 2
Coding region: 315-1196 (293 amino acids)
Cellular component (GO): cytoplasm
Molecular function (GO): zinc ion binding
Source: RefSeq, a predicted model, not a curated record
UAAAAUCUUUAUCAUUUCUCAAAAUAAAACAUUUGCCAAAUUAAUUUCGUAUUAUAGAAAUUCGGGACGACUUCCAAUUCCAACGACUCCCUUUCUUAUUUUCUUCUCAAACUUUCGAUUCCGCGGUCUUUAUCUAUUUACGCGGAAUUCGAAAGCUUCAGUUCUGGACAUCCAAUUCCUCAAUCCCGCAAUAAUUCCAAUUUCCAGGGAAAAACUCCAACUCCAUUUGUUUCCUUGUAUACGACGACUUUUGCUUCUGAUUUUUUUCCCCUUUUUUCGUACCAUUUUUCCGUAGCCGGCGGGAGCGGAUUUCAAUGGGAACCCCAGAAUUCCCAGAUCUCGGGAAGCAUUGCACCGUCGAUGACUGCAAGCAGAUCGAUUUCUUGCCGUUCACAUGCGAUCGCUGCCGCCAGGUGUUUUGUUUGGAGCACCGGAGCUACAUUAAACACAGUUGUCCAAAAGCUGCCAGACAAGAUGUUACUGUUGUCAUCUGCCCUCUCUGUGCAAAAGGAGUUCGCUUGAUUCCCCAAGAAGACCCAAACAUUAGUUGGGAGACACAUGUCAACAUUGAAUGUGAUCCGUCAAAUUAUGAAAAAGUCACUAAGAAGAAAAAAUGUCCUGUCCCUGCUUGCAGGGAGGUCCUUACAUUCUCAAACACGAUCAAGUGCGGGGACUGCUUGGUAGACCAUUGUUUGAAGCACAGGUUUGGACCUGACCACAAAUGUUCUGGACCAAAGAAAUCAGAAGUAGGUUUCCCAUUUAUGGGUCUUUUGAGUAGAAGUAGAACAGAAACUUCAAAACCCAACCGAGCUCCAACGUCAUCCUCCUCCAAGUGGACUUCAAACUUUCGUAAUGCAGCUUCAACAGUUCGAGCCUCAGCUGAAGCUGGCAUGGCAAAAUUGAGCACUGAAAUAAGCCAAAAAUGGCAGAUCGCAAAGGAUGGAAUAGGGCAGAGCAGCAACAGCAGCAGAGUGGGUGGAAUCGGACAAGAAGAGUGCCCGCAGUGUGGUGCGAAGUUCUCCUCAGUUACAGCUCUGGUGGAGCAUGUGGAGAAAGUUCAUGAAAGGAGUGGCAGGCGAGGUGGGGUGAAGAAGGUAUCAAUUGAUGUCUGCCCAAAGUGCAGUAGAGGAUUUCGUGAUCCAGUUUCUCUUGUGGAGCAUGUUGAGAGGGAUCACGGUCGUACUCCAAUAGCUUAGGUAUGGUUGUUAAAACAGCAGUGUACUUAUGGUCAA